GUUCAGUUGGCCAGUUGCUAUCGAAUCAGAGCUGAUUUGACCCGUUGUUUUUACAUCUACUUUUUGAAUAUAUCCGCUGCAAGGAGAUAUCUUACUGAAAUUCCUAUAUUUACCAAGAGAUAUUACGUCAGUCGGUGGAACGAUGGCUGUGACAAAUUUACACUACAUAACUCGGAUGAGCAGUGGCUUUAAGGUCUACAUUCUGGAAGGGCAGCCUAACUUGAGAACUGAGGAUAGAUACAGGCAUAUGGCCAAUGAUAAGGCUCGAAUCUCACCAGUUUAUCCAAUCAAGCGCAAGCACAGCCCUGAACGAGGCCUCACAGCAGGAGAGAGGUCUGCCAAAGUCCGACGGCUUCCUCAUGUGCUGACAUCGCGACAGAGAGUGUUCCGGAACAUUUCCCGCAGUGUCCAGAGGACGUCCAGCCUGAGUCCCCCUCAUUGCCCAGCCCCCUCCCCACAAAACUCUGCUGUCACCACAACUUCCUGGAGCCCCCACCGCAGCCCCUCUCGGAGCUUCUCUAGCUCCAGCCCUAGUCCCAUCAGCCCCCUGUCCAGCCCUGUGUUUGCUGGCCCACCAUUGGAUGAGCCACUGGCACUCAUCAAGAAACCAAGAUGGGGAACAGAUGGACUAGGGGAGAAAGCCAGCAACACUACCUGCAGCCGAACACAGGUUCGUCCUUCUGUGAUCACCUGUGUUUCCUCUGUCACAUGUUCCACCCAACUGUCACCAGACCAGCACUGCAAGCACUCUGCAUCAGCGAUGUCACAGCCGGCCUAUGACCAUGUGGUUGAGGAACACUUCCGCAGAAGCCUUGGUGUGAAUUACCCUGAGGCCAGCAAAGCAAAGUCCUGCCAGCUGUCCGUCGCUGUGUCUGUGGAUGACCACUUCGCCAAGGCCCUGGGAGAGAAGUGGUUUCAGCUGAAGGCUUCACCAUCGUUUUGCUCCUCCUCUUCCUCAUCUCCCACAAGCAACCGCAGCUUCUGCCUCUCUCCCAGCCGGGCUCAGAGCCCAGAGGAUUCUGGGAGUCCUUCCACCCCACAUCCCGCUUCCCCAUGGCCAGAUAGCGCACAGGAUGUCACCAAGAAAUGACUGGCAAUCCCAGAAUGCAAUUCAAAGGUGAAACGUGAACUCAAGCGGGACAGAGCAGGAGAGAUUCGCUGCCAUGUCACGUGUGCAAAGAGGCACUAGACUCAGUCCAAGGCGGUGUGCGUCGUCGUCCUUCAAAGAUGUGUACGGGAGGGAUUUUAGAAAAUAUGAAUACAAAGGAGUCAUUUCAACUGGAGCAGUGUGCCAAUUAGAAGUGUUGACUGCUGUCUGCUUUCUAGGUGCCAAAAAAUGUAACAGCUGAAGAGGUGCAGUUUAUUUAUAUAAUCGGACAAUAAACACAGGAUGUUAAUACAUUUCAAUACAUGAGGAAGUACCAAACUGCGAUACACUGGGUCUCUUACUCAUGUUAAAAGACUUGUUUGACCUUAAAUUAAUAUACUGUAAAAUGUGUGGGAAUCGGAGCUAAGAGAAACUGAGAGAGUCACACAGUACUGAGUAAUAUCUAGUAUAUAAGCUAAAGGUCACUAUCCCAUUAACUGUGAUAAAACCGACACACAAAGAUGUUUUUUUCCAUAGAAAAUCAAGCUGUUUGACAUAAUAUUUUGCUCCACCAAAAUCAGUAAACCGGUUUUGAAUAACUGGAUAUACUGGAUAUAUUCCGACAACAGCACUCCCGGCAUUCUCCGGGGGUGAAAUCUCACCAAUUAUGUAUGUUUCAACUACAAGAAAAUCCUAAACUGUUAAAAUGGCAGACAUAGCCAAUGCAAAUGACAUGUUCAGCUUUUUGUAUAUAAAUGUCAACUCUUCAUGAACUAUGCAAAAGUUUU
Messenger RNA from Megalops cyprinoides (Indo-Pacific tarpon), 1875 nucleotides. RefSeq names its product vestigial like 4 like (gene vgll4l). The transcript has 5 exons. NCBI's taxonomy places the organism in Eukaryota, Metazoa, Chordata, Actinopteri, Elopiformes, Megalopidae. Gene Ontology annotation, molecular function: transcription coactivator binding. Gene Ontology annotation, biological process: negative regulation of DNA-templated transcription. The record is from RefSeq and is a predicted model, not a curated record. Bases 143 to 1090 code for a protein of 315 amino acids.